ACCGACUUGUUUGACAACAUAGUGGAAGUACUGCGUCUGGAAAUUGGAAUAUUGGAAAAGUUUCUUUGAGAAAUCGAAGCAGUAAGGAAGGAAAAAACAAUUCAGUUUCUUCAGAAACUUCAACAUACGUAUCACGUCCAUAUUCAAUAUUUGUGGCGUUUCAAUUUUUGACUAUGAAAAUGCCAGGAAAUCAGUCCACUGACAAUGGUAUCUAUAACUAUGAAGACAACUCCUACUUUUCAGAGAGCAUUGAAAAUAAUGUUGAAGAGUUCAAUACAGCUCCCGAAAAUGAUUUUUCAGAGUACCUUUGGAUGGAAAAUGAGGAAGAGUUUGAUAAAGAGGUAAUGCAGCGAUUAGAAGAGGAAGCAUUAAUGGAACAGUGUAUUGAGGCAUUCAUGAAUGAUGAAACUAACCCUGGAACCCCAACCAACCAACAAAAUGCAACACCUUCACCAGAUAAUGUGGCUCAAAACUCAAAACUUAAUCCUGAAGCUGCUGAGUUUGUUCCUUCUACCAGAAGGGCACCUCAGGAGAUUCCUACCUCAGCAUCCUCUUAAUUAUUUACCGACCUACUGAACGAGAUCUCGCGUACUGUAUAUAAAGAUGUUCUUAUUUCUUUCUCUUGAAGUUAUAUACCUUUGAAUAUGGGGUGAGAUAGAUGGCAAACUGAAUUAUUAUUGAAUCUCUUCUAGUUUACAAUUGUUUAUUUAAUUUCUAUCAAUUGAACAUUCAUUUCUAAUCAAUUUCUUUAAUAUCCAAGGUUAUUGAAAUGAUGGGAAUAUACUCAAAAUGAUUCGAAAUUGACACUUCAGAAAAAUAAGAUAUUGAUUAGGAGACUGAUCUCUCAGCAAAUAUUAUUAUAUUUGGUGUAAUGUUUUUUACCACAAUAUUUUGUUGAUUCAGAUAGAUAUUCAUCUGGAUUUGUUUUGUUGAUAAUUAUUUGGAAAAUUAUAAAAAAUAUUCAAUGACAACCUAAUGGAGAUUUUUGAGAUUGGUUGGAAGAUUGAAUGUAAAUAUUGGAAUUGUGACCUCUCACCUAUGUUCUGGAGUGUGUAUAUUUAUUUUUCAAAACUUCAAAGUAACAAUUUGGCAGGAAAUAUGUUUGAUAGUUUGGACAUGAGGAUUUGUAUAUACACUGAUUUUUUUUUUUCGAAUUUGUAUGAAAUUUAAAGAUAUAUUUCAGGUCAACUUUAAGGUAGCUUAUUUGCCUCGAUCAUUAAAUUAAGAGAGAAAACGUUGGUGUAAGCAAACAGUCACUUAAUAUUAUGCUUACAGAGAAGUAGAAUUAAGUUAUAUUUAUCAAUGUUGAGACAUUCUUGGUGUUCACUUUUUUACAGGUGAAUCUACAGCAUUCAUUUUCAUCUUCACUUAUAGCAUAAGUACAAUAGAACUUUUUU
Messenger RNA from Phaedon cochleariae (mustard beetle), 1397 nucleotides. The record is from the annotation of a GenBank genome assembly. NCBI's taxonomy places the organism in Eukaryota, Metazoa, Arthropoda, Insecta, Coleoptera, Chrysomelidae.